This is a messenger RNA of Coregonus clupeaformis (lake whitefish), 3011 nucleotides long. RefSeq names its product drebrin-like protein B. NCBI's taxonomy places the organism in Eukaryota, Metazoa, Chordata, Actinopteri, Salmoniformes, Salmonidae. The transcript is spliced from 15 exons. Bases 130 to 1629 code for a protein of 499 amino acids. The record is from RefSeq and is a predicted model, not a curated record. Gene Ontology annotation, cellular component: plasma membrane; actin filament; cortical actin cytoskeleton. Gene Ontology annotation, molecular function: actin filament binding. Gene Ontology annotation, biological process: postsynaptic actin cytoskeleton organization; regulation of actin filament polymerization; neuron projection morphogenesis.
UGCUGGCAGGCGAGCUUCCUGUGUGCUGAGACUUCAAUCAGAAGUCAAUUCGAUUCGGUUUUACCGCCUCUCCUCCGCGAGUAGGACGGGCGUAGCACGGCUAUACACAACUGUUUCAGCGACUGAACGAUGGCAGUGAACCUAAGCAAAAACGGCAUUGCCCUGACAAAUGCCUACAAAGAGGUGGUAGAUGAGAAAUCCAACACCAACUGGGCAUUGUUCACCUAUGAGGGGAACACUAAUGAUAUCAGAUUGGCAGAGAAGGGAGAUGGUGGACUGGAGGAACUGGUGGAGGAACUUAGCAGUGGGAAAAUUAUGUACGCUUUCUGUCGUGUCCAGGACCCAAACUCUGGCCUGUGCAAAUACGUCCUCAUCAACUGGACUGGAGAAGGUGUGAAAGAUGCCAGGAAAGGACUAUGUGCCAAUCAUGUCAGCUCCAUGGCAAAUUUUCUCAAGGGCGCCCAUGUCACAAUAAAUGCCCGUGCAGAGGAGGAUGUAGAACCAGAGGCUAUUAUGCAAAAGGUGGGCAAUGCCUCAGGGGCCAACUAUAGCUUCCACAAAGAGUCCAACAAGUUCCGAGACGCUGGUCCCCAGGGACCUGUGGGCUCAGUGUAUCAGAAGACCAACGCUAUGUCUGAAAUCAAACGCACCAAUAAAGACAACUUCUGGGCGCAGGCAGAGAAAGAUGAGGAGAAGCGGCGACAGGAGGAGCGCGGCAAGGCAGACGAGGAGCGCCAGAAGCUGGAGAAAGACAGGAAGGAUCGAGAGGCCAAAGAGGCAACUCUCAGAGAGAAGAGAGACAAGGAAAGGGCCUCUAUGAUCGACCAGCAGAAGAAGUACCAGCAGCAGCAGGAAGCUGAGAGCAGAGAAGAUGAGAAACAACAAUGGGAGGAGCAAGAGAAGGACUUCCAGGCAACUCAGAAGAAAGGGAUGAAGCGUGGUGAAUCUGUGGAGAAAGCCAAUGAGGCAGCCUCUCUGAUCUCCCAGCGCUCUAUGAACCCCAGAGAGAUGUUCAAGCAGAGAGAGAAGGGCAUGGCCCCCAGCACUGCAGACAUCGACACCCCUGCUGCUGCUGCCCACGCCCCUGCCAGCCCCCAGCCAGGGCGUUUGCAAAGCCCUUUUCUCUCUAAGCAACCAUGUGAGCCGUCCCGCUCGCCCCUGCACCAAGCCUCCCCACUGCCUGCAGGCUCUGCCUCACCUGUCCCUGCUGCAGAACCCAGUGUGGAUGAGCCCGUUGUGGAUGAGCCAUCCCAGUCUGAGUGCUUGGAUGAGCAGGAUGGAACCCCUGUUCAGGAUGCAGUCCCUGAGGAACAGUGGGAAGAUGAAGUGAAGGCACCAGCACCUCCCACUCAUCACAACCAUGCCACAGAGCCAGCCCAAAACGAUCUCUAUGAAGAGCCCCCACAGGUGGAAGAGAACACAUGUGAGGUGCCUGCAGAGGAGAAGACGGACCGAGGUGUCUGUGCCAGGGCUCUAUACGACUACCAGGCUGCUGAUGACACAGAGAUCUCCUUUGAUCCUGAUGACAUCAUCACUGGCAUCGAGAUGAUUGACGAGGGCUGGUGGCGGGGCUACAGCCCAGACGGGCAUUUUGGAAUGUUCCCAGCCAAUUACGUGGAGGUUUUCUAAGUCCAUACCUCGCCCACUCACUAGAUCAGCAUAUUGGAGGCAGAAGAGAAAAGAUCCCCCCCAGAAGAAUUCGGCAGUAGGAAAACUGCUAGAAGUAACUCAACAGUGAACACUUUAGAAUAGUUUGCUGAACUGUAUCUCCACAUUAUGGACCAAUGUAUGAACAAUAACCAUGGGACCAGGGGGUGCUUAAAUCUAUCCUUGUUGAAGAAAGCAAUUCCAUUAUGUUGUUGAUGUUGUGAGCCGUUAAAUGGCAUAGUUUAGGUUUUGAUUAAAACCAAUAUACUUGCCAACCCCAAACUGAAUCUCUCACCUUUUAAUGUGAUGCAGUAAAUUGUCAGGCAUUGUUGAUGUUUCAAUUCAAGAUUCCAUUGUGAACAUUGAUAGCACUUGUAGAUCACAUUCCUUAAAAAUUGAAUCCAGUUUUGUUCCAAGUAUACUAUUUUUGUUAUUUGUAGCAUUCGCUCCUGUCGGGUUCAGGAUAAUAACAUUUCAUAGCUCACAUAAUGGUACCAACUAUGAUCUUUUGCCUUUUUUUGCCUUUUCCUCAAAGACCAAUAUUUUAUGUGAGUAUUUCUCUGUCAGAAAUGAGUUUGCUUGAAAGGAAUCCUGUGUGAAUUUCAAACCAUAGUUUGGUAUUGCAGUUGAAUUUAAUAUUAGAAAACCAAAAGGUUCUAUAUUUGCUAUGCUCUCUGGGUGGCUGAACUCAAGGGAAAAUAGGGGUGAAAAUAAUGACACAAUCAUAUUCUCCUUGUGAAAUCUUUUGUUGUUUUUUAAAUAUAUAAUGGUUAUGUAAAAAGCUCGUCCCCAUACCCUCCCUGCUCUCUUCAGCCCCUGGAGAAUUUUAAUGACUGACUAUUUCAGGGACCAGUUACACAAAACAAAGCAUAAGUCAUAUUUUCUCAUGUGUUGUUGCCGUCUUGUCAUAAUCUGUGUCCUGGGUACAACUCGUCUCUGCUUAACUAGUCUUUCACAGCCAGGUCCAGCUUCCAUCAAAAUACAGGUCUGUGAUUGGCUUAAUUUAGCAGGCUUAAGGGAGCCUUGAUCAGAUGCUGUUAUCAUGUGACAGUGCCAAAGGAGGGUAACAGAGUGGUGUGAUGAUGUCCUCUGGAAAGUGCUUUCUCUCAUUUUAAUCUGUGUGGAAACUCCAUAACCAUUAGGCUAUGCAACAUCACUGCUUUUUAACUUACAAUGAAAUCAUUGUGAAAGAAAAAGUUUGAGACAUUGUCACUUUAAUUAAUGAUAAAGGAAUUUAAGAAUGAUUCAAAGGGUUCACGUCAUUUCAAGGUGUGUGAUGUAUCCAUUGUCCAUGUUUUUGUUUUUCAAGAGUAUAUUGUAAUGCAAAUACGUUCGUCAUAAUAAAUGAGUUAAAGUAAAAUGUG